AUGAUGAACUUCUGCGUGCCCAAAUCGGUGGGCAAUGGCGAAAAUGGUGGGAGUAUUGACCUUGGUAUUGAUGGCAUAAAUCCCCAAAACCCUCGCAGCAAUUUCGGCAUCUUGGCUGAAGAACCGGUGGGGUUGGCGGGUGAUGAGGUAGGGAGGAGGGGUGGUAGGUGGUUGUCUCUCAACAACAAAGAGAAAUCAAGAGGGGAGGGGAGAGGGUCUGGUUGCUGGUUUGGGUGGAGGGUAGGGAGGAGCUUGGGUUUUGGGUUCAUGGGGCCUGGAAUGGAGGGUGGUUGUUGGAUGGGUUUGGGUGGAGAGUGGUUGUGGGAUGGGUUUGCGGGUUGGAGCUUAAAGGAGCUCGAGUCUAUGGAUUCAAAACCUUAUGCCCGUCUUUCUGCAACACAAGGGACACCAGGUAAGCUCGCUCUUUUGAGCUCAUCUUCACUCGCAGGUUCUCUUCCUAUCCGAGCUCCUCCUACUCCUGAUUCUGAUUCUGACUCUGAUUCUGAAUUCAACGGUCAUGAUUUGGGUUAUAGCAGUAGUUGUAAUAUUAGCAGUAUUGGUUGUGAGAGUGGGUCUGAAUCUGAGGCCUUUGUGACUGGGGAGGAGUUUGAAACGGUGUCGGAGAGGCCAUUGGUGGCAGACCCAGAGGAGGAAGCUCUUGAACAGAGUGACUCUGUUGAAAAAUAUGAGCUUUCUUGGCCUUCUGUGGCCUACCCAGAUGAGUUUGAACCUGUUUUCGAGAAAGUUAUGGUGGAUGAUGCAAUUUCACAGAGGGUUAUGCCCAUUGCACAGUUGUCAUGGGAGAGUGAUGAUAAUGAUGUGGUAGGUAGUGAAGAGGUUUUGAGUGAAGUGGAAAAUGGUGAUUUUUUGGGUCAGGUUAAGGUUCCUGGUAAUGGGUUUGUGGAGAAGCUUAGUAUUGCACCAAGAGUUAAGGUUUCUGAGGUUAAAGAAGGAGAAGAAGAUGAGACAGUGAAGUGGGAAGAGCCUUUGGUAGUUGAACAAUCUGAACCUGCCAUAGAGGUAAAGAAUGUUGAAGGUGUUGAGGGUGAUUUGAAUAAUUUUGGCAAAGGUCAAAAUGGAGAUUCCGUUCAAGCUGAAUGGAUUGAAGAUAAUGGUCUUGCUAUGACAGAGACAAAUGAAGCAAAUGCUGGGGAGUUGAGCAUUAAUGUAUUUGAAGAAGAGGAGAAAGCAAAGUAUGUGGCAGAAGAAUCCUUUGUGCAUUGCCCAAAUAGCGAAAGGAAUGGCGUUGAUUUAGGCGUCGAGUGGAGCGAAAAUCAGACUUUGUUUUUGGAAAAUUGUGAUUUAUCUGAGCUUACUAAGGAUGAGGAAUUUGAAAAUGCACUAUGUAUUGAUUUGCUUAAAUCAAUCACGCUGAACUCACUAUCUGUUACUCUCUUAUGCAAGAAUGUGGCAGAAAAUGCUGGUGCUGUGAAAUUUCAAGGCGAUACAGUAUAUGGAGCCAAAGUGGAAGUAUCUCUCAAGGAGAAGGAUAUCCCUGCAGAGAAAGAACAAACCAGCUUGGUUCUGCUUGGGGAAAAUAUUAGUAUCACACCUGGAGUUAUGGUAGUUGAAGAAGGAGAAGAAUACGGGCCAGUGCUGCGGAAAGAGUCCUUGGUCAUUAAACAGUCUGAACCUUCCAUAGAGUUAAACUGUGUAGAGUGUUCAGACUUUAAAGGCCAAAACGGGGAUUCUAUUCAAGCUGAAAUGAUUGAAGAUAAUGAUCUUGCUGCUGCAGAGAUCAAUGACAACUUUAAUGUAUGGGAAGGAGGGGAGAAAGCCGAGUAUGUGGCAGAAGAAUCCUUUGUGCAUUGUCCAAAUAACAAAAGGGAUGGUGUUGAUACUAGCAGAAGUUUUGAGGCACUGGAAAAAGGAAUGCAUUCGGGAACUGAUUUUGGUGUUGAGAAGAAUGAAAAUCAAAUUCAGGAAAUCAUGUAUUUGGGUAAUGGUGAUUUGUCUGAAGCUACUGACCUUGAUAGAUUUGAAUAUGCACUGUGUUGUGAUUUCCUUAAAUUGAUCACACCAAGUUCCAAUGUGACACACAAACACAUUUUUAGGGGUCAAACCGAAGUAAGAAAUUUCAACAUAGAUGGAACAGCUGCUAGUUUAACUGUAACCCUUUCAGAUGAGAAUGUGGUCACCGGACUAAAGAUUGAGGAUCAAAUGACUAUUGGGAAGCACUUGGUUUUGGCUGGAAGUGCUGGAGCUCUUCAGUUUGAAGGUGAAACAGCACAUGGAGCCAAAUUGGAAGUGCGUCUCAAGAAUAAGGAUUGCCCUAAAAGGCAGGACCAAACUGGCUUGGGUUUGUCUCUGAUGAAGUGGGGAGGUGGUCUUGUUCUAACAGCCGAUAUACUAUCUCUGUUCUCUGUUGGAGGUUCUAAAAUGGCUGUUCAUGUUGUAUUGAACAACAAGCAAAGGGGUCAGAUUGCCAUAAGGACAAGCAACUCGGACAAAUUCCAAAGUGCACUUCCUUGGCCUCCAAGUCUCGUGGAGUCUUGGCCUCCAAGUUUCAAUUUGUGUUUCCUCUUUUCCAUUAUUUCUGUUCUGUCUGGAUGGCAACGUCAUUCCCCGUCCCCAAAUGGCGAAGCUCUUCCAAUGAACUUCAAAUCCUUCGCCACACACUCCUUUUCGUUCAAACCCAGGGAGGCCACAAUGGCUGUGAUUCAAACCUCUCCUUACAGGGUUCUGUCACAAAGAACUUGCUCAUCCUUUAGGAGCACAGCUUCUGUCGGCCUCUUUUAUUUCAGAGAUAGGUCAUCAGUUAAAGUAUUCUCCCUCUUUCAUAUGGCACACCAUUCCAGUUAUUCCAAUGAUGAGUUUGCUUCUUCCUCAAAGCGAAGAUCUCGAGGACCUGUUAUGGCCGCAAAGAAAGCAGCUGAAGGGGCAAAGCAAGAAGAUGGGAAAUACAAGCACACAGUUGAUCUGCCAAAGACAUCAUUUGGCAUGAGAGCGAACUCUUUGAUACGAGAGCCUGAAAUUCAAAAAAUAUGGGAUGACAAUCAAGUGUUCAAGAGAGUUGUUGGUAAAAACACAGGGGAAAAUUUCAUUCUUCACGACGGUCCUCCGUAUGCCAAUGGUGAUCUUCACAUAGGCCAUGCUUUAAAUAAGAUUUUAAAGGAUUUUAUUAAUCGUUAUAAGCUUCUUCAAAAUUAUAAAGUUCAUUAUGUGCCUGGUUGGGAUUGUCAUGGCUUACCAAUUGAGUUGAAAGUUCUGCAAUCACUUGAUCAAGCUGCUCGAAAGGAUCUAACACCAAUAAAGUUGAGACAAAAGGCAGCUAAGUUUGCCAAGCAAACAGUUAAAACUCAGAUGGAAUCAUUUAAGCGUUAUGGAGUGUGGGCAGACUGGAAUAAUCCCUACCUAACUCUUGAUCCAGAAUAUGAAGCUGCUCAGAUAGAAGUGUUUGGCCAGAUGGUCAUUCAAGGUUUUAUAUACAGAGGCAGGAAACCAGUUCACUGGAGUCCCUCAUCACGAACGGCUCUUGCAGAGGCUGAAUUGGAGUAUCCGGAGGGGCAUGUGUCGAGAAGCAUAUAUGCCAUUUUCAAAUUAGUCAGUGCCUCUCCAACUUCAGGUGGCUUACUAAACGAGUAUUUCCCCAAUGUGUGCUUGGCCAUUUGGACAACUACUCCCUGGACUAUUCCAGCCAAUGCUGCGGUUGCAGUGAAUGCCAAGCUUAUAUAUGCCAUUGUUGAAGUACAGUCAGACCCAGAAGAUGUUUCUUUAUCUGAUGGAAACAAAAAACGAAGGCCCGGAAAUGUUCUAAAGGAAGAAAAUAAGCCUUUCCUUAUUGUUGCUUCAGAUCUUGUGCCAGCAUUAGAAGCAAAAUGGGGAGUGAAGCUUGUUGUUAGGAAAAGGGUGUCGGGUUCAGAUCUCGAAAACUGCAGGUAUGUCCAUCCGGUAUUUAAUAGGGAAUGCCCUGUUGUCAUUGGAGGAGAUUAUAUUACAACGGAGUCAGGAACGGGGCUGGUCCAUACAGCUCCUGGACAUGGUCAAGAGGAUUAUGUCACUGGCCUGAAGUAUGGACUGCCUAUGCUUUCUCCUGUGGACGAUGAGGGAAAGUUCACUGAAGAAGCUGGAAAGUUUUGCGGGCUUGAUGUACUUGCAGAUGGUAAUAGUGCUGUUGUGAAAUACUUGGAUGAACAUUUAUCAAUUAUCAUGGAAGAAUCCUACCAACAUAAGUAUCCAUAUGAUUGGAGAACAAAAAAACCCACAAUAUUUAGGGCGACCGAGCAAUGGUUUGCAUCAGUGGAAGGGUUUCGUGAGGCUGUUAUGGAUGCUAUUGGUCAUGUAAAAUGGAUUCCACCUAAGGCAGAAAACAGAAUAUCUGCAAUGACUUCUAGCCGCUCUGAUUGGUGUAUAUCACGGCAGAGGACAUGGGGUGUUCCAAUUCCAGUCUUUUAUCAUGUGCAGUCCAAGGAACCUCUAAUGAAUGAAGAGACUAUGGAGCAUAUCAAGUCUAUAAUAUCCGAGAAGGGUAGUGAUGCAUGGUGGUACAUGAAGGUGGAGGAUCUUCUCCCUGAUAAAUAUCGCGAUAAAGCAUCUGAAUAUGAAAAGGGGACUGACACAAUGGAUGUAUGGUUUGAUUCAGGUUCUUCUUGGGCUGCUGUAUUGGGAAAAAGAAAUAGCCAUAGUCUUCCUGCAGACUUGUACCUUGAAGGUAUGGAUCAGCAUCGGGGGUGGUUCCAGAGUUCUUUGCUGACAAGUGUUGCUACCAAAGGAAAGGCUCCAUAUUCCAGUGUUAUAACACAUGGAUUUGUAUUGGAUGAGAAGGGUUCAAAAAUGAGCAAAUCUUUGGGUAACGUUGUAGAUCCACGAACCGUGAUGAAGGAGGGAAGAACCAAAAGGUCAGAUGGCUAUGGAGCCGAUGUCCUGCGUCUCUGGGUUUCGAGUGUAGAUUAUACAGGCGAUGUAACGAUCGGCCCUCAAAUUCUCCGUCAAAUGUCAGAUAUAUAUAGGAAGCUGCGAGGAACACUGAGAUACCUUUUGGGAAAUCUGCAUGAUUGGCAUGCUGAUACCACUAUUUCAUACCACGAUCUACCCAUGAUUGACCAGCAUGCACUGUUUCAGCUUGAAAAUUUUGUAAAGAACAGUAGAGAAUGCUAUGAAAACUAUCAGUUCUUUAAGAUAUUUCAGAUCAUACAGCGGUUUGUCAUUGUUGACCUGUCGAAUUUCUAUUUGAUGUCGCCAAAGAUCGCCUUACGUUGGGUAUUCUUCCCCUGCUCUAUCUACCAGUUUCUAAGCAAGGGCACGACAAGUUUUACUAGGAGAAGUUGUCAAACAGUUCUCGCGGAACUUCUCCUUUCUAUUGUGAGAGUGAUUGCUCCAAUAUUGCCCCAUUUGGCUGAGGAUGUAUGGCAAAACCUUCCGUUUCAGUACACCGACGAAGAUGGCUCUGCUGCUGAAUUUGUUUUUGAGUCAAGAUGGCCAGCUUUGAACAAAACACGGCUCUCUCUUCCAAAAGAGGAAACUGAUUUCUGGGAAAAAGUUCUUGAGUUGAGAACCGAGGUGAAUAGAGUCCUGGAGGUUGCCCGUACAGAAAAGUUAAUUGGCUCCAGUUUAGAUGCCAAGGUCUACCUCCAUACUUCUGAUUCCAGUCUGGCCUCUAGGUUAGUUGAAAUGUCUGCAGCCAACAACGACGCAGACACAUUGCAUCGUAUAUUCAUAACAUCUCAGGCAGAGGUUCUUCCUUCCUUGGAGAAUAAGCUGAUUGAAGAUAUACCCUAUAAAGGAGAAUACGUCAUCGAAGGAAAUAUCAGAGUCUGGAUCGGAGUGUCUCGUGCCGAGGGCUUAAAGUGCGAAAGAUGCUGGAAUUAUUCGCCUCAAGUUGGUUCCUUUCCAGAGCACAGCACCCUUUGCCGCCGCUGUUAUAAUGUAGUUGAUAUUCAACAAUCUCCAGCUGUAGCUGUGGUCAGUUGA
Messenger RNA from Prunus armeniaca (apricot), 5910 nucleotides. Lineage: Eukaryota; Viridiplantae; Streptophyta; Magnoliopsida; Rosales; Rosaceae. The record is from the annotation of a GenBank genome assembly.